GAAAAGCGGUGUUUGAUCCACAGUUGUAAAUUAUAAACCAAAUCUGAUAACAGAUUCUCGUUUGGAUUCUGAUCGCAGUAGUGUGGUGGUAGAUCAGUCAAGAGUGGACUGUUUAGGGCGGUGUCGCCCUCUGUACCUACCUGUUUUUCUUGGGGCGACUAUGGCGCGUGCAGAUCAACCAGCUGGUGAGGAGGAGUUGAGGAGGACGUCUAGGAACGAGGGCGCUAAAGAGGACGACAGUCUUAGGGACGAGGAAUCCACUUUGGAGAAACUCCCUUACCCAAAGUCGGUGUUCUUUAUCGUCAGCAAUGAGUUCUGCGAACGGUUCUCCUACUAUGGGAUGCGAACCAUCCUCACCCUCUAUCUUACCGAGAUGCUCAAAUACACGGAGGCGUCGGCCAAGGUGCUCUACCACACGUUCACGAUGUUCGUCUACUUCUUCCCCAUCUUGGGGGCGAUCGUUUCGGACAGCUGGCUGGGGAAGUUCCGCACCAUUCUCUAUGUCUCCAUGGUUUAUGCGGUCGGCUCAAUACUGCUGGCUCUGACAGCGGUGGAUCCUCUGCAGAUCCCUCAGAAGGAGUUCACCAUCGUGGCGUUGCUUCUGAUUGCCGUAGGGACUGGGGGAAUCAAGCCCUGCGUCACUGCCUUUGGAGGGGACCAGUUCGUGCUGCCGCAGCAAGAGCUGCAGCUGGCCAUGUUCUUCUCCCUGUUCUACUUCGCCAUCAAUGCUGGAAGUUUACUGUCCACCUUCAUCACCCCCAUCCUGCGCAAUGACGUGGAAUGCUUCGGAAGCAACAGCUGCUACCCACUGGCCUUUGCCGUCCCGGGAGUCUUGAUGGUCAUCUCGAUUGCAAUAUUCGCGCUGGGGCGGCCCAUGUACAAGAUCAAGCAGCCCAAAGGGAACGUUUUCGUCAACGUGGUGAGCUGCAUUUGGCAUGCGGCCACCCACAGGAAAAGCAGCGGCCCAGUAGACCAUUGGCUGGACAGGGCGGAGCCAAAGUUUGGCGCCAAACUGGUGGGGGAUAUCAAAGCCUUGCUCAAGGUCCUGGUCAUCUACAUUCCCAUCCCAAUCUUUUGGGCCCUCUACGACCAGCAAGGCUCCGGCUGGACCUUCCAGGCAGUGAGGAUGGACGGCAACAUCGGCUUCUACACCAUUCUGCCCGAUCAAAUGCAGGUGGUUAACCCGCUGUUAAUCCUGGCCUUUAUACCGCUGUUUAGCUACGGAGUGUAUCCGCUGCUGGGCAAGUGCAACCUCCUGACCACGCCCCUUCAGCGAAUGGUGUGCGGCGGAUUUUUGGCUGCCGCGGCCUUUGCAGUGUCGGCCUUCGUGGCCAUGGCCUUGGAAGCGAAAUACCCCGUGCUGCCAGAGGCGGGGCAGGCUCAAGUGCGCGUGUACGACACCACAAAUUGCUCCUACUCUUUCACCACCAUCAAUAACACCAUCUCCAAUGGAACCUUAACCAAUGGCUACUACGAGAACAAGUACAUUGACGUUCCUGCAGGCCAGCUGAAUGUCAGUUUCACCUUCACCUCGACAGUGUUCAAUUGCAGUGAACGCAACUGGGAGUUGGAAGUUGACGAGGAAAAGGCCUACGGAGUAUACUUGACCGACCUGGGCGUGUUUUCGUAUGAGGACAAGGUGGAGAAGAGCAGCGACGGCUACCCAUUGGUCAGAACCCUCGUAAGCGACAACUCCUCAGUGAAGUACUCGCAUUCGGAAAAGAGCUACGCACUAACCGUUGCGGUUGGGUCGUUGGUCUCCUUGGAGUACGUGGGCUCCUACAACAUCGAUCUGCUGAAUAAAAGCGCCGAGUUCAAGCUGGGCGGCACCUACACAGUGCUGAUCAAUGCGGACGACUUGACCUACCGGGUGGUCACAGUGACCAAUCCAAACAGCGUGCACAUGCUGUGGCUGCUGAUCCAGUACGUGAUCAUCACGGCGGCCGAGAUCAUGUUCUCAAUCACUGGCCUGGAGUUUGCCUACUCGCAGGCGCCCAUUUCAAUGAAGUCGGUCGUGCAGGGCUGUUGGUUGCUUACCACUGCUGUAGGAAACUUAAUCAUUGUCGUCAUUGAAUCGAUGGAACUUUUCGAAAAACAGUCCAACGAUUUCUUCCUCUACACGGCCAUCAUGGUGGUCGAUCUGUUCUUCUUCAUGUGGUUGGCCACGCGGUAUGAGUACGUGAUAGACGAGGACAGCAGCUUUGUUGAAGACACUGAACUGGCGAUCGAAUCGAAAGCAGCCUCAAACGGCCUGGAUAAUCCGGGCUUUGAUAAGAACAUCUAGGCUGUCCGCCUGUUCAUUGUACAUUUGUUGUUGUCUUAAUGUUAAGCCCACUUUUUCUGUGUUAACCAGUUUUAAUUAAUAAAUUGUUUAAUGAGUUAGUCAAAA
Molecule: messenger RNA, 2389 nt
Organism: Dendroctonus ponderosae (mountain pine beetle)
Lineage: Eukaryota; Metazoa; Arthropoda; Insecta; Coleoptera; Curculionidae
Product: peptide transporter family 1
Exons: 13
Coding region: 161-2284 (707 amino acids)
Biological process (GO): oligopeptide transport; transmembrane transport
Cellular component (GO): membrane
Molecular function (GO): dipeptide transmembrane transporter activity
Source: RefSeq, a predicted model, not a curated record